Molecule: messenger RNA, 1377 nt
Organism: Glycine soja
Lineage: Eukaryota; Viridiplantae; Streptophyta; Magnoliopsida; Fabales; Fabaceae
Exons: 4
Coding region: 1-1377 (458 amino acids)
Source: RefSeq, a predicted model, not a curated record
AUGGCUUCCAAUGGCCCUUUUCCAGCGAAUCUCCCAAUUCUCACUGAAGUUCCAGGAGACAGUGCUCCUGAUGCACAAAAGGCAGGAUUCAAAGAAUUAAAGAAGCAGGAUUGCAAAGCAUUGGUGAUCCUUCAUCAAUGUGUUGAUGAUACCUACUUUGAGAAGAUUGCAGUGGAAGAGAAUGAAGGUAUUGGAGAUUUCUUUGGUAGAUUACAAGUUCUUACUAAUUCAAUGAAAGGUUGUGGUGAGAAAUUCACUGAUCUAAUACUGAUUGAAAAAGUAUUAAGAUCAUUGAAUCCAAAAUUCGACCACAUUGCAGUUGCUAUUGAGGAAUCAAAGGAUUUGGAAUCCAUGAGCAUUGAUGAAUUACAAGGUUCCCUCGAAGCCCGUGAGCAAAGAUUGCAAGAAAGGAAUAAUUGUAAUACAAAGCCUAUUGAAACAGCUCUUCAAGCUCAGCAAAACCCGAAGAACUCUGGAAAUGAAUCAUCCAGAGGAAAGAGAGGCAGAUUUAAGAACUCAAGAGGAAGAGGCAACUAUAGAUCAAGAGAGCACUCAGAUCAAAAAAAUAAUGGCAACCAAAGUUCCAAUAGAGGAGGACAUAUUGGAAAUCGAGGGAGAGGAGGAAAAAAGACCUGGGACAAGAAGAAUGUAGACUGUUACAACUGUCGAAAGAAGGGAUAUCAUGCCGAUGAUUGCUGGUACAAGGAUAAAAAUCCUGUUGAUGAGGUUCAACUUGCAGAAGGAGCAAAUUCAGUUUCUGAACCUGUCCUGUUGAUGGUGACAAACAAGACAACGCCUGAUGACAAGGGUCAAUGGUACUUAGACACAGAUGAAAGGAUGAAAAGCAAAGUGAGAUUUGCAGAUGACAACACCAUGCUUGCUGAAGGAAUUGGAAAUGUCUUGAUUCAGAGGAAAGAUGGUAGAGAAACUUGCAUAAAGGAUGUACUUUAUGUUCCAGGCAUAAGCAGCAAUCUUCUAAGUCUUGGUCAGUUACUUCAAAAAGGCUUUAAGAUAAUUAUGGAGGACAUGAUGAUGUUGGUAUAUGACAAAACCAUAAAUCUAAUCAUAAAAACUCCAUUGACCAGAAAUAGAACUUUCAAAAUUGGAACACAAGCACUUGAGCAUAAAUGUCUUAGUGUUGUGAGCAACAAAGAAGAAUGGCUUUGGCAAUAUAGGCUUGGACACUUGAAUUUCAGAGAUCUUGCUCAAAUGCACAAGUUGGCACGAGGAAUUCCUCAACUACAACAACCACAGGAGAAAUGCAAAAAUUCCUUAGAAUGCAAACAGACAAAGAAGCCCUUCAAGAAGUUUAUCCCAGUAAAAUCAACUCAGAAGCUUGAAAUCAUCUAUUCCAUGUUUAUGGCCCUAUACAAGUAG